Molecule: messenger RNA, 1611 nt
Organism: Mangifera indica (mango)
Lineage: Eukaryota; Viridiplantae; Streptophyta; Magnoliopsida; Sapindales; Anacardiaceae
Product: protein RICE SALT SENSITIVE 3-like
Exons: 7
Coding region: 346-1419 (357 amino acids)
Source: RefSeq, a predicted model, not a curated record
AACAUUGGGGUUGCAGAUCAAGAUGCACAUCCUCAGAGAAAUGGUUCCAUUUAGUUACGAGUCUGGUGAUGAUUCAAUUCAUAGUAAAGAGGAAUAGUACUGGAGAUGAUUUGUUAUGAAUGGAGAAUUGAUAAAGAGAGCCAUUAUAAUACGUAUAUGAACUAGCAAGCAUAGAUGGUAAUAGGGAGAGCUAGGUAUAAAUGUGAGAUUCCCUGUUUGUGAGGGGUUAUAUAAAGGAGGAUAGGAUGUAGGGUUUAGCCUUCUUUAAAAGGGAGAUAUAGAAUUAUAGAUCAAGAGAGAGAAAAAAGAGAAGGGCUUUAAUCUAUAAUUGUGAGGAGUUGAUACAUGGAAGAACAUCUCAACACAUUAGCUGUUACUUAUCUUCUUCAACACACUCUCAGAAGUUUAUGCAUUCACGAAAACUCACAGUGGGUUUAUGCAGUCUUUUGGAGGAUCUUGCCUAGAAAUUAUCCACCACCCAAAUGGGAUGGUCAGGGAGCUUAUGAUAGGUCAAGAGGAAACAGAAGAAACUGGAUACUGGUUUGGGAGGACGGUUUCUGCAACUUUGCAGCCUCAACAGCUGAGAAUAAUUCCGGGGAUUGUCAACCCUCCCCAGCUUAUGGGAAUUGUGAAUUUCAGCAGUAUCAAGGGCUGCAACCAGAGCUCUUCUUCAAGAUGUCUCAUGAAAUAUAUAACUAUGGAGAAGGUUUGGUAGGAAAAGUUGCUGCGGAUCACAGUCAUAAGUGGAUAUACAAAGAACAAAAUGACCAAGAGAUCAACUUCUUGUCAGCAUGGCAUAACUCAGCGGACUCACGUCCUAGGACAUGGGAAGCUCAGUUCCAGUCUGGUAUAAAGACCAUAGCUUUGAUUGCUGUUAGAGAGGGUGUAGUCCAAUUAGGAGCUGUACACAAGGUGAUAGAAGACCUGAGCUAUGUUGCUCUUCUGAGAAAGAAGUUUAGCUACAUAGAGAGCAUUCCUGGAGUGCUCUUGCCACAUCCAUCAUCUUCAGUAUAUCCAUUCAAGGCAGACGACUAUGGCUAUGGAUUAACAGCAAAUAAUAAUGUGUGGCACUAUCAACCUACUACAACUCUAGCACCACCAAACGAAUACUUUGAGCAAUUCAAUGAACCCAUGAAGAUAACUCCGUCAAUGAGCAGCCUAGAAGCCCUCCUCUCAAAGUUGCCAUCGGUGGUGCCACCAUCGGCUUCUGGGCACUGUGAGUCACAGCAGCCAGUGGUACUUUCACGGUUUGGAACAACAACGCAAACGCAAAGGCCGGCAAUGGAGUCGAGUGAAGUGCAGAAAGUGGCAAAAGAAGAGAUGGAGGAUGGUGAGGAUCAGUACAGGGGUGAACAUGAAGUAGGUGAAAGUAGCAGUUCAAUGUCGGGUUAUCAUCAUCAACAUUACUUUGAUUAUUAAGGAUGUUAUCUGCAACUAAAAAUCAAGUGAUUUAGUGAUCCUCUUACAGGGUUUUAUGUCUCCAUCAGUGUUGUUUGUAGUAGAGUUAGCCCUGCAACAACUUUAAUUUAGUCAAGUGCAGAACUACACUAACUGGCUGGUUAGUGGAUGUCAAAUCAUCAUUAUUCUAUUGAACUCUACCAAAUUCCUCAA